Messenger RNA from Conger conger (European conger), 3045 nucleotides. RefSeq names its product ST6 (alpha-N-acetyl-neuraminyl-2,3-beta-galactosyl-1,3)-N-acetylgalactosaminide alpha-2,6-sialyltransferase (gene st6galnac). The transcript has 10 exons. Lineage: Eukaryota; Metazoa; Chordata; Actinopteri; Anguilliformes; Congridae. The record is from RefSeq and is a predicted model, not a curated record. Gene Ontology annotation, molecular function: sialyltransferase activity. Bases 189 to 1415 code for a protein of 408 amino acids.
UCUGUGGGAGGUCCAGCAGCUGUUGCUGGUUAGUCUAGUCCCCGCCCCUGUCGGCACUGUGGGCUAAGCGUGUGUGGAAGAUCGGAUGCGUUUGGACUCAGAGAAACUCUGUCCAGUGGACCGGCACACAGCACCCAGUGAGGACAGUGCUGACCCCCCACCCAUGCCCCCCCUCCAGCAGCGUUGCCAUGACAGCAGACGGUGUGAGGUCACGGCUGGGCAUGUCCUUCCUGGGCAUUUGUGGGAUGCUUCUUCUCUACAUCCUGUUUUUCAGCCUGGAGGACCAGAGACCUGGCCACACCCCCCAGCCCCGCCCACUUUCCCAAGGCCACCCCCCCCAGCCCCACCCACCCACUGUCAGCUUUGGGGGAACCCUAAAGCCCCCGACCCCAGACCUCCCCAAACCCCCACCCCCACCCAGUGAGCCCCCAUUCAUCGGGGAUCACUAUGCUCAAGAUGACCUGGAGCCCCUUUCUAACUGCUCGACAGGGAUUUGGCAGAGGAUCAUGGGUACGGUGUUUGGUGAGCGGUUCCUGCCGCAUGUCCCAGUUCUGCAGUGGCAGGGCCACGUCUCCCCCCUGGAGUACCAGCGUCUCAGACAGUACCCUGGGGCUCACGGCUGGGGAGGGGUGCAGUAUGAGACGCUGGAGGCCUCUCUGGCCGCACUGAACUCCUCGGCCAGCCGGCGGAUGUGUGAUGACUGGGCCACGCGUGGGCGGGGCUCCGCCUGCAUCCGCUGUGCUGUGGUGGGCAACGGCGGGAUCCUGCGAGGGUCACGCAGAGGUCAGGAGAUCGACCAGCACCACUACGUCUUCAGGACUAAUGGUGCUGUGAUUGAAGGCUUUGAGGAGGACGUGGGCUCUCGUACAUCCCUCUACACAUUCUCCACCAACACCAUGCGCAACUCUCUAGUCAGCUAUGCUUCUGUAGGGUACACGGGCCCCCCCAUCUCUGAGGAGACGAGGUAUGUGUUUUUGCCCGAUCAUGACCGUGACUACCUGCUGCUCAGGGCUGCAGUGACUCACCAGCCUGUGGACAGAGGCCCGGAGCGCAGCAAGAGACCACCCACUUAUUUUGGGGAACAUGUGACAGCUCAGAAAUUCAAAAUGUACCACCCAGACUUCAUCAGGUACCUGAGGAACAGGUUUCUGCGAUCCUCAGUUCUGAAGACCCAGUACAGAGAUAUAUACCGCCCAUCAACUGGAGCUGUCAUGCUAUUGGCUGCCCUGCACACAUGUGACCAGGUCAGUGCUUAUGGCUUUAUGACACCGGACUACAGGAAGUAUUCAGACCAUUACUAUGACAACCAGUUCCGGCCUGUGGGGUUCUUCAUCAACCAUGACCUGCGCCUGGAGAUGUCGCUAUGGCAACAGCUGCACCAGGCUGGCCUCAUCCGCCUGUACAUGCGCCCGUGAGGCUGCCGCUAUGUCGCCAUGGAAACGACCCCCGCCUCCCGCCCCCCCCCCAAACCUUCUCCUUUUUUAUUCCGAAUAUUUCACCUUACACUACUGUAUGUCUAUUUUUGUAUUUUUAUGAGCUGGCUCUAGCAAUAAGAAGAGGUGAUUAUUUGCACUGUAAACAAACCCCCCCAACCUGACAUUACCAGCACACUGCACGUGGAAACACUCUGGAAGAACGGACCUCAUUCUGAGCACUUUCUGCAUCUUGCACUUCCUGUAUUGCCAGAAAUCUGCCACAUUCCAAACAAUGAAACUACUUUUCCCAGCAUGCCACAGCAUUGACUCAUAUGGCAGUACCUGGGAGAGAGUGUAGUUCACCUCAUACUGUAUAUGUGCAUACUACUGCGUAUUCAGAUCUGUGCACACGAUGGUUAUUAUGUCAUUAAUAUCGUGGCAUGAGUCACUGAUGCCUGAGUGGGAGGAGCUGCCUUGCACCAGUCACAGGAACUUCCUGUCUACAGCUGACUGUGCAGAUCAGUGAUGCACACACCCAUUUUUGUGGUCUGUCUCUUUUCCAUAUGUGCCCCGAAGGAACACGUCUGCAAAUGGGUGUUGUUUCUGAAAAGAUCCCCUGAUGUUCUGUUCUGUCACCGUGCAACUAAUGGACAGACAGAUGCUGUGACAGGAGAGAUGGUCAGACACACACACACUCACACACACACACACACACACUCACGCACACACACACACACACACUCACACACACACACACACACACACUCACGCACACACACACACACUCACACACACACACACUCACGCACACACACACACUCACACACACACACUCAUGCACGCACGCACGCACGCACACACGCACGCACACACAUACACACACACACACAUACACACACACACAGACACACACAGACAGACACACACACACACAUACACUCACCCACACACACACACACACACACACACACACUCACACACACACACACUCACGCACACACACACACACUCACACACACACACUCAUGCACGCACGCACACACGCACGCACACACACAUACACAUACACACACACACACAUACACACACACACACACAUACACUCACCCACACUCACACACACACUCACACACACCCACACACAGGUUGUGUCUCUGGGAUUGGAAUGGUUUGCUUGCAGUCUCCUGUGUAUAGAGACCACUUGCCUAAUUUUUUGACGAAAAAAAAAGCUUUAUUGUUUGUAUAAACUAAACAAGUUAAAUUUUCAGAACAACAUUUAAAUUCAACGGGAGUCACUCCUUGCAGUGCUGCUGGGGGUGGGAUUUCUAAUGCCAAAUAUUUAACAACACAACUGAUAAACAGGAGGAAAAAUCUUUUGUGAAUGUGAUUGUAACUGUAGAGUCCUUGUGAUUGUGUUGCCCAAUCUCUAGCUGUCGUGGCUGGGUAUUUUAUAACAUGCACAGUGCACACAUUCAGAGAGAACAUUCUGUGGAACUCCCCAUAUGGACAAAGGGGUGUGGCUCCAAUGUUAUUUGUGGGUGUGGCUUCCUCAGUGCCUUGUCUGUGUGAAGUGCAUUACAAGAUGUUCUUUGUAGAACUUGCAAUAUGAAUAAAAUUCAAUUUGAUUUGA